AUGGGGAUCGCGGUUAAGACAUGCUUAAUGAGCGUUAGACGACCUCCCGGUGAUAAUAACUUGCAUUGCCAACCAACAAAGUGGGAACUAUGGCUUGGCUUUUGCAAAGCACGAAGAACAUUUCGUUCAGAGUCACCCAACAAUCCUGGUGAACGUAGUCGAUUGUGGUGUCCUUAUGAUAUCCAUGAUGUGCUUAUAGGGGAAAAGGUUACAAGAAAGAUUGAGGUGAUUGUAUUCAACUACUCUCCUAUGAAAAAUGUGAAGUACAAUACAAAAGCAUUUAAGAACAUGGAGAAUUUAAGAGUUCUUGAAAUUGAUGAAGUCCAUCUUGAUGGAAAAUUCAAACAUCUAUCCAGUUCCAAGGUGCUUAUAUGUUUGCAAUGGAACCACUGCCCUUUGAAAUAUAUCAAUAUUCCAUCAAGUGGUUUUUUUGAGAAGCUUGUAAGUCUGAAAAUGGGAUAUAGCAACAUCAAAGAAUUUAAAGCCCCUCUAAAGAGGGUUAAUGUGCACUCAUCGCACGAAGAUAGUUCUUUGAGAUCUAAAAACUGCAAAUUGUCUUGUGAAUAA
Molecule: messenger RNA, 567 nt
Organism: Ipomoea nil (Japanese morning glory)
Lineage: Eukaryota; Viridiplantae; Streptophyta; Magnoliopsida; Solanales; Convolvulaceae
Product: protein SUPPRESSOR OF npr1-1, CONSTITUTIVE 1-like
Exons: 4
Coding region: 1-567 (188 amino acids)
Biological process (GO): defense response
Source: RefSeq, a predicted model, not a curated record